Lampris incognitus (smalleye Pacific opah) is the source of this 6543-nucleotide messenger RNA. RefSeq names its product sperm associated antigen 17 (gene spag17). The transcript has 47 exons. The record is from RefSeq and is a predicted model, not a curated record. Gene Ontology annotation, biological process: axonemal central apparatus assembly; epithelial cilium movement involved in extracellular fluid movement. Gene Ontology annotation, cellular component: axonemal central apparatus. Bases 1 to 6495 code for a protein of 2164 amino acids. Lineage: Eukaryota; Metazoa; Chordata; Actinopteri; Lampriformes; Lampridae.
AUGCCACCAAAGCAAGUUAAAGGUGGCAACGAUGCCCCAGGCGCACCCAAGAUUUGGGAGAGCGGACUCACCGCUGCCCGGCUCGAAGAGGACUCAUGGAGGGCCUGUGUGACAAUGGUGAUUGGGAAGAAUCCAGAGGAUGAGAACCUGAUUGAGGCCCUGGAGGUAGCCGUGCUUCAACCGCAACGUAAACUCUUCACCCUGCUGACACUGGACAGCACCAAAGCAAAGAUCCAGGAAUAUGGGAACCCCAAAACCAAGAAGCCAAAGGAUGCUCCAAUGUUCUACGAGGUGAUGGAGCCUGCCAAGGUGCUGCUGGAUGCAGGGGAGGAGAUUCCCUGUGACCUAAUGGCAAAAAUACUUAAAUUCCAGCUGCUAGAGAUUAAAGCCAGCAAUCAGUGCAGAAGAGGAGAAUACCAAGCUGCUGAAGUGAAGGCAAAAGAUAAGGCAAGGUCUGCCUCUGCCGCCAGAGAUAAAAGAGGGGCCAAGUCCUUGGAUGACAAGGCCAAGAAGGGCCCAGCACCUGGGUCACCCAUCAAGGACAAGGACAAAGACAAGGAGAAGGGGAAAGAGAGAGCGAAAGAGAAGGAAACCAAACUUAAGAAGCGCAGGGGAGAGGAGAGUGAGCUGCCCAACUUCAUUGACGAUGAACCAGACGAUGGCCCACAACAAUAUGUCUUGUUGGUUGGCUUUCACCAUCCCCAACUCCUGGGAGCACUGGAAGCAUUAGGUGUCCAUGUAGCCAAUGUCAUCCAGCUGGGGUCAGAACACACCACACACACCCUUGAUGCUGAAACACAGGAAGAUGAGCAAACUCUCAGUGAGCCGAACCAGACAAGACCUUCAGACGUGGAUGAAGUUCCUGUGUCUUCCACACAAGAAGAGGAGGUUGAUCACACUCAGGAGCUGGCUGAGCGAGCCAAGAAGCUGGAGAUGUUCUGGUCAGGUCUGAAGCCAGUGUUAGACAGAGGACCACCCUUCUCCAAGCUCCAGGAUGUGGCUCGACUCAGUUACUAUGUCCCAGAUCCACCACAGUUCAUCCACAGACAGGACCACAAGUUUAUGCUGGAGCUGGGAAGUCGUAUCUUCGAUGGUGUGGCCUCUCUGAUCUAUGACUGUCUGGACUGGCGUCAGCAGCACCAACACUACAGGGACAGCAUCAGGCUCAUCAACAUACCAACUGUCCUUAGGGUGGAACCAUGCCCUGUUGUGCCUACAGAGGUGGUUCAGAGCCCUGUUCCUGCUAUACCGGGCACCAAGAAGAAACCAGCACGAGAGGACUCUCCCCAGAUCCCCAGCCAGGCAGAGGUGAAGCCUUGCCCUCUCUCCACAGAUGUGGACAUGCGUUAUUACGGCAGCCUGCUGGACCUGGUCCCCCCCGAGUCCUGCUCUGUCCCCCUCAUCCUGCACUGCAUGCUCGAACAGGUGGUGGUAUCCAAGGAAAAGUGCCAUGCUUCCAUGUCCAUGGCAGCUGAGGAGACCAGCACCAGCUUUGGCCCUGGGAUGGACCAUCAGCUGGCUAGUUACAUGCUCCACAGCUUCCUGCCAUUGGUACGCACGGAACAGGAAAAAAGCCACAUUGUGGAUAGCUUUCUGACACUGAUACAGGAUCAACAGGACAGACAGAAGCUAGCAGAGGAGUUUGGACCAAAGCAGACCCAGCAAAAGACUGACGCCCAGUGCCCUCUUGUGUUCAAACAUCACGAUGAGCGGGCACUACGACUAAGACAGAUAAUUGUGCGUCAGGGUUUUGACCCAGCAGAGGUUGAAUCAUCCAUGAUGAAGCUGUCCCAAGUGUGGAAGCUGAUCCACUCCCCGCCUUCCCAGAGAAACAGUGAUCCCCACAGGAUGGCACGCAAACAGCAGCUGCUACGCUACUGCGCACAAAGUGGUGUGGCGUGGCGGGAGGUGGACCAUAUGUUCCAGCAGAGUGUGUUGGAGAGCAUGCCGCUGGCAGGGGUGGACCAACAUGGUUUGCUGAUGAGCACUAUGGGGCCUCUGGGAACAACACCAGCACCAGCCCGGCAGGAGACACCGCUUCCCUGGGACGACCCGCUGUCCUACGCCAAGCACCAGCUGAACAACCAACAGAGUAGAGGUCAGACAUUUCUCACUGACCCACCUGGGAGUCCAAAGGAUAAGAAUAUGACUGCUCAGCUGGAGUUCUCAGAGAUCCAGAGCAAUAGACAAAGGUUUCUGUCUGGCUGGCAUUACACUGAACACCACAACGCCAGUGUCUUCCCACAGGUACUCCUGUCAGCUUGUGAAGUGUACAGCUGUAUGGACACCUUCCAAGCAAGCCAUGACAACAUCCUCUACAUUUUCUGCCACAGUCCCAUGAGCCCUCAGCGGCAGAGCAAGGAAUUCUGGGAGAUGGCCCUUCACACUGACGUUGGGUUCAGGAACUACCUGGAGCAUGUCGCAGAUGCCAUCUCUGAUUGGACGAAACAAGAAGAAAGAAAGAGAGAGGCAGAGAAAGUCAAAAUUCUCAGUCCUGCUGAGUCAUUAAAAGGUGAUACAAAUGGAGAUUCUUCACCUGAGGUGUCUACUCCUGAGCCCAUCAUCAGAAAAGACUCCCUCAAAGCAUGGAAGUUGGAGCAGGAACUCCUGAAGGAGGAAGAAAUAGCCAAGAGAUCCAAGAAAGACAGUGCAAGUGGAGGUAAACAGCAGAGGGGGAAGGAUGAGCAGGCAGCUUCCACUGCAGGCGAGAAAGACAACAAGAAACCCUCUGCUGGUAGUAGGAAGAGCAGAGAAGCGAUAACAGGUGGCUCAUCCAAAAGCCCCAUAGAGUCCAUUACCAACACACUGUCCGCUGUAGAGGGAGAUGAAGAACUGCAGCCAGCAGAGAAGUCAUUCAGUGGCUUUCUGGGUUACAGCAUGAACGGCAGGCUUAUCCAGGUGUCAGGUGGGAUCCAGAAUCUCUUCCCCUCUGAUGGAGGACAAAUCACUGUGGAGAACAUCAACUAUGUCCAAGGGUCCAGUCUGUUGAAAGUGGGAGUGAGGAAGGAUGGGCAUCAUUUCUACACACACAUUAACCAUGUCGUUGUUGAGCCAGUGAAAACUGCCCCACCGCCAGGAGAAAAGGAAACAAAAUAUCAAACCAAAGAUGCUAAAGACCAGGUGGAGACUAAAGUAGUCCGACAGGGCUCCUUCUCUGCAGUGUUGGACAAUGGUAUCCACCUCUCUUACAGUUACUAUGGACCUACUGGACAGUACACAGCCAGUUCCCCGGUGCCAGAGGGAGAAGCUCUGGUGAAAAACAGAGUCUCCCCACUACCUGUGCCUAUCUCUGACCCUACCUCCAACCAUGCCACCAAGGGACCGAGCUUGGCUUCAUCCCUCCCACAGAACCAGGAGCCUGAUUAUGCUCAGAAGUGUGAAGCUUUGCCAGUACAGCUAUCCUGUCCAUUCAAUAGUCUGAACCUGUCCAUUCCCAAUGGCCUGCUGCUGCAGUUCCUCACAGAAGAUACACAAGGAACAUGUUCAAAGAAGCGUAGUAUGUUGGUUAGACAGAGCUUUCCUCUCCAUGGUGGGGAUGCUGGGGGAGCACUUCAGGAUCCUUUGCUCUCCAGAGAACUGUCCCGUGUGAUCACCAGCCAUGGAGCUGUAGUCAAACACAUGAGAGACGGAUCCACAGAGGUGCUGUUUCCGGAUGGUUCGGUGAGUUUCAGCCCAGACUCUGGCCCAGUGUGGGUUCCUGACUCUGAGGUGGAAGAGGAAAAGACGCCCCCACCAAUACCAAAAGAAACCCAGGACAAUAAGAGAGGGAAGAGUGCCAAGAAGGAGGCUGAACCACAGUUUGUCCCCACCCCUCAGAGAGGUUGCUGGUCAACCACGACACCCUCUGGGACCCGCAUCUCUACGGUGGGGAACACACACAAACACACACCCAGCACCCGCCUGCUCGCCUACCAUGCCACAGACCCCUACACCAAGGCUGUGAUGCUGAGCAGAGAGGACCAUGUGGUGUCUGUUCAGGGCCCAGAUGGAACUCUGACUGUGGAACACUCAGACAGAACCAGAAUCACCAGCCUCCACCAGGACAGAGAAGCACACACACCACUAAACACAGGAGAUGGGUCUGAGUGUGUGUGUGUCAAAUCAAAGUCUGAGUAUACAAGCGAUCGUGCAGAGCAAAUGUGCAUGACGUGCCCUGCACAGAACGUGUUGGAUGAUGUGUAUUCCGAGCUGCUCACCCAAGGAGCUUCUGAUGGUGGAGCGCAGACUGGCGUUGUUGGGACUGGGAGCACGUCCGAUGAUGGGGCACAUUCCAUGUUGAGCGUGGGUGAGGACAGUGAGGAAAAGGAAUUGGCAAGUGUGUGCGGGAGCGAUAAGGCGGGUGGUGUGCAGGCCAAAGAACGGGUGCUGCUGGUGGAGAGGGAGGACUAUGCCACUGUGAUAAUGUACCCAGAGCGACUCUCGGCUCAUGUCUUCCUGGCAGAUGGCACUGUUGUCACGGCAACCAGCCAUGGAACCUACCAGGUAUUUCCUUCCAAUACAGGUCUGCUGCAGAUUCAGGUAGAUGGCACAUGUGUGUACCUUCCUGACUCUGCCGUGACCCCUACUCCUGAGAGUGAUUCCUGCAGCAGCCAAACAGGAAGCUACACCAUGAGUCACACCGGAAAAGUGGCCUGUGAUGUCACAGACCCUGAUGGAAACCACUUCCAGGUAAUGGAAGAUGGACAGAUAACAGCAGUAGUUUCCAGUCCUGCCGAGAGCACACUGGUACAAGAGGAGGUAGAAGACAAAGAUGGAGAGAUGACCGGGCUUCCUGAAAAACAUACAGAACGUUGUCCCAGGCUGUUUGUGGUACAUGAGGAUGGCUCCGGUACUGAACUGCUGAGCUGUCAGACUGUGGAGGAAGUGUUGAGCCAGGCCUACUCUGACCCAACCAUAGCGUUGCUGAAGGAACCAUUACCUGACACACAAGAUGAGUUUGCCAUUACCAUCCUAAAGCCAAGCCACCAGAGUGUGUGGUCCCAGUGGUUGCUGCAAAAACAGAACCCAGAGAUCAUCCCUACCAACCUCAGGAACCGCAGCUGGCACAACUUCCCUAGAAUCGAGAGGAAGACCUCGGGUCCUCCGUUUGGGACUGACCUGGGACCUGGUCUUACUAUAGGAGACAGAUCCUGUGGCUCCUUGUCUCAGGGUCAGCCUGCUCGGAGCUGUCCUGAGGCCCUGGAACUCAGAGAACUGACCCAGUAUCGACCAGUCACCACCCAACUCAGAAACACACUAGACUGGCGACUGAAGGAAUACAUGGAGCAUUUGUUACAGAGGGAGCAGCUCUCAGAGGAGAUGAAAAUUAAAGAUCCACGUACAGAGGAAGAGAGAGUCCAUGCUAGUGAUCUGCUCAAAUUGAUUCUGUCUCUUCCAGAGUCAGAAUGUCCAGAUCCUACACUUAACAAGAGGACUUCAGAAGACAUGGCUAGUCUGUACAACAAAGAGGUUGUAGACCCAGUUGUGCAUUUGGACACUUCAGAGGACACCCCCAGAGGACAAAGUGACAGGCAGGAGCUACUUGAGGAGAAGGCUCACAGAGAGGCUCAAAGGAAGAAAAUCAUUGUUCCUUAUUUCCACCCUGAAAAUGCACACUUACAUUUGGUACGUCUUGCCAUUCAAGAACCAGAUAUGAGGAGUCUAUCCAUGGAUCUCCCUCCAUUCCCCAAGACUGAUGAAAGCAAGGCCUUCCUGAGAGAUGCCCCCCAAGAAGAAGAUGGAAGUGAUGCAAUGCCUCCAGGAAGGCCAACCAAUCCAACGCCUCAGACUGCAGUUGACAACAUCCUGAGAGGUUCAUCAGGGUACAGUAAUUCUGCUCAGCUGGAUGUAACUGGAAAACCCAGGAAGACUAAAAUCAAUCUUCCAAGCUCCAUACUGGGCUCAAAACCCUGCAGCAUACCCAAUCACCAGUUCCUGUCGGUGGAGGAACCUGUCAGAAGGAGGUGUCGCACUGUAUCUCUGCGUGACCCAACUACCAUAAGACGGGGCUUCCAGUUCCUCCCAUCCAGUGUCAGCUUUGGCACGCUAAAGGAGGGAACGUCCUAUGCUGUCACAGUAGUGAUGAAGAAUGUGGGUGUCGACAACUGCAGAUUCAGUGUAAAACAGCUUCCUCCAGCUACAGGCCUCCGAGUCAUCUAUAAACCCGGACCUGUGGCUGCAGGCUUGCAGGUUGAGCUGCAGGUACAGCUAUAUGCCACGUCUGCAGACAAAAGCGGCCAGAUAAAACAAAAGAGCUACGUCUCUCAUUACAUUCACAUCCACACUGAAACGGACAUCUUCUACCUCCCUGUCACUGCUACCAUCCUACCUGAGAAGUUAUAUGACAUUUGGGUUAAGGACAAUAUCAAUACGGGGAACAAGAAAGGUUCCAGGGCCCAGCGACUGGCCUCCAUCCCACCAGUGAGACAGAAAGUGGUAUCGUCACACAAACAGAUCCCUCCUCUGACCACUUUAGCAAACCCAGGAGAGUUCCCAAAUCCUGCUGCUAGUCUCUGAAGUGUCCAUCAACCAUCUUGAGUCUGACGUCACAGAGCAUCAUCCAAG